AUGAGAUUACAAAUGCCUAGCGUCUUGCUUACCCGGCUGCUGCUGCUGCUGCUGCUGCUGAUUCCAUGCAUCUGCUCGGCGGCUGAGUUCAGGGUCCACGACAAAUCCUUCAAGCCCGAUUACGUGCUGGUGGCGACGGCGAAGAACAUCACCAUCAACUGUCAGACACGCUAUUCCGUCGUCUUCAAUGGCACCUCCCCAGGUCCGCCACUGACAUUCCACGAGGACAAGACGACAUGGGUCCGGGUGUACAACCGAAUCAAGGAUCAAAACGUCACCGUCCACUGGCAUGGGCUCUCGCAGCGAACCGCUCCCUUCUCCGACGGCACCCCGUUGGUCAGCCAGUGGCCCAUCGCGCCGGACAACUUUUUCGACUAUGAGAUCCGACCCGAUCUUGGCAGCGCGGGUACUUACUUUUACCACAGCCACGUCGAAUUUCAGGCCGUCACAGCACAUGGCGCAUUGAUCGUCGAGGAUGCCGGCAAGCCCCCGUAUGAAUAUGACGAGGACGUAGUUGUUGGCCUGGGCGAAUACUAUCAAAAGACCGACCACCAGGUCCUCGACGAUCUGCUGGCAAAGCCAUUCAGGUGGUCUGGCGAGCCGGAUGCCAUCCUUUUCGCCGGCCGAUCCGGCAUCAAGCCCUUCUCCGAACCGUGCCACGACUCUUGCAAGCCUGACUUGAUCAAAGUAAAGCCCGGCAGGACGUACCGCAUGAGGUUCAUUGGCGGCACGGCCAUGUCUACCGUCGUCAUGGCGUUUGAAGGCCACAACAUGACCAUCAUCGAGGCAGAUGGAUCUUACACGAGACCGGCCGAGACGGACAGGAUGCAGGUUGGGUCGGGCCAGCGGUUCAGCGUUCUUUUGAGAACCAAGACGGAGCAGGAGGUGGUCAGUGCCAACAAGACAAACUUUUGGAUCCAGUAUGAAACGAGGGGGCGACCAACCAACGUGACCGGGUGGGCCCUGCUGCAGUAUGAGAUGCCAGGCCAAGAAAAAGCAACUCUGCCCGCAGAGCUGCCCUCCAAGCAUAUUGCUACAAUCCCCGAUGACCCGACCACUUGGAUGGAGUUUACACUGCAGCCUUUGCAGGACAGUGUUCGCCAAAAAUUCCCAAAGCUUUCCGAGGUGACACGGACCGUGUAUAUCGAGGUUAAGCAGGUGGUCGUCGGCGGAGGUGUGGUCAACGGGACCGUCAAGGGCUCAAUAGAGUGGGCUCAAAACUCCCUUGUCUGGCAAGAACAUGGUCAGGCCGCCAAAUAUCGGCCUCCCGUACUGAUUGGCAUCCUCACAACCGGCAUGUCCCCGUCUAUAGACGCCGCUCUCGCCAACAAAGCAUGGGACCCGACUACAGAAACCUUCCCGGCGGCCGUGGGAGAAACACUCGAUAUAGUGUGGCAGGGAAACUCGGGGGAGCUAGGAAGCUGGGACGUCCAUCCCUUCCACGCUCACGGGACCCACUUCUGGGACCUUGGUUCGGGCAACGGUACCUAUGAUGCCCUGGCGGUGGACGCUAAGUAUUAUGCCGACGGCAGUUUCGUGCCCGCCAUGAGAGAUACCACCAUGUUAUACCGCUAUGCCGCCAAGGGUGAGCAAAAUCAUACAGCCGGGUGGCGAGCGUGGCGCGUCCGGGUGACCGAGGAUGACGUGGGUGCUUGGGUUAUGCAUUGCCAUGUCCUACAGCACAUGAUGAUGGGGAUGCAGACGGUGUGGGUUCUCGGAACGGCAGCUGAGAUACUCAAGAAGUUUCCUAGCAGCCCAUACGUCAAUGGUUAUCUGACCUUCGGAGGGGACGCAUAUGGAAACGCGACCUAUGAUCCGCUGACAAAGACGACCGCCGCCAGACUGCAGAAGCAGAGCAAUGUCAGCGAACCAGAGCCUUUGAGCAUUGGGAACAUCAAAGAGAAUCUCACGAUGGAUACUAUGCACCUUGCACCAAGCUUUGCUGCCGAGGUCGGUAGCAAGCCUGCGGGUUCAUCCGCAAAGGAGCAACAUGCCAAGGAUACCGCGUCAGAGUCCAGGUUUUCAGAGCAUUCCCAUCAACCCCAGAAUCCUCGCGCCUCAUGCCCACAACCCCACAAGCUGGUGCUAUGCUUCGAUGGCACCGGAAACAAGUUUCGAGGCGACGAAAGCGAUAGCAACAUCCUAAAGAUAUUUAGGAUGCUCGACCGCACGGCUAGAGAUCAAUCCGGUAUUGGAACCUACGUGGUCUCCAACAACCUUUCGCAUGGCUCAUUCAGGGCACGCUUCAAGGCCAACAUGCAAAAGGCAAAAGACAGCGCCAUCGGGUCAUCGUUUGACCAGCACGUCGUUGGCGGAUACCGCUUCCUGAUGCGAUUCUACUCGCCCGGUGAUGAGAUUUACAUUUUUGGCUUCUCGCGUGGCGCCUACAUCGCGCGGUUCCUUGCCGAGAUGCUCGACUACGUCGGGCUGCUUUCGCACGGAAAUGAGGAAAUGGUGGCGUUUGCUUGGCGAGCUUUUGCCCAGUGGCAGUGCCGUCGGGGCGCCGGUGGAGAAGCCGAACACGGUGAGGCAGAGCCUUUCGCGGAACAAAAGGCUCAGAUACAGGCCGAGCCGGACGAGAAGAAAAAAGCAAAGCUGCGAAAGAAUAUGCGCAAUAUCCAAAAAGCCAUGGACAAGGACCGCGCCAAGGUGGACGAGCUUUACACCUUUCUCAAGGGAUUCCGCGAAACUUUCUCCCGGCCCGUGCGCCGCAUCCGAUUCCUGGGUCUGUUCGACACGGUCAACAGCGUCCCACGCUUUGAGACGGCCUGGAUGGAGCGUCACGGCUCCAAGUUUCCGUACACGGCUCGCACUUCGGCCAAGGUGAUCCGACACGCAGUCAGUAUCGACGAGAGGAGAGCCAAGUUCCGCCAAGACUUGAUCUACCAAAGUAGGAAUGAGGACAAAGAAGACAAGAAGGACAACCGGCUCGAACAGAAACUGCACCACAUGCGAGACAAGUACCGUGGCCACCACAACAAGCUUCGACGUGUUCCAGACCCCAGGAGCAGCUUGGACGACGAGGCGGACCCCCCACGUGGUCGCCGCGUAUCGCAACAUCUGGAUGAGGAACACAAGGAUGAGCAUGGGCGUCACUUGUCGCCAGGUCUUUCCACGGAACAGCCGGAAAGAUACCGGAUUCGAAGCCGGAGUCGCUCGCGGUCGCUGGCGCCUUCGUCCCGUCACGCCGACUUGACCAACAUCCCCGACGCAUCCGACGUCGAGGAUGGCUACGAUUCCGAAGACGAAGCGGACCAGGACAUCGACGAGGUAUGGUUCGCAGGCGGACACGGCGACGUGGGCGGCGGUUGGAGUGUGCGGCCUGGCGAGGGCAACGCCAGCCACAUUCCACUUGCGUGGAUGGUGCGCGAGGCGAUGCGGGCCGGCCUCUCCUUCGACAUGGAAAAGGUCGUGUCCAUGGGCUGCGCGGCGCCCAACUGCCAGCACCCACCGCAGCGCGUACCCAACAUCCGGGUCAACAGCAUCCCGCAGUCGAGCAUCACACUCACCGACAGCGACACGGCGUUCGGGCAGGGCGAACAUCACACAGCCCCGAUUCACGACUCGCUUUCCUUCAAUGGCGGCCUCACGCACAUGGCCACCCUGUCGUGGCGCUUGAUGGAGUGGCUCCCCUUUCGCCGCAUGGAUCUGCAGCCCGAUGGCAGCUGGAAGCCAAUCCGAUGGCCUCUGCCGCGUGGUGAGACCCGAGAUAUGCCUGCCGACGCGAGGAUCCACGGCAGUGUCAUCAAGCGGAUGCAGGCCGACGAGAACUACCGCCCGGGAAACCUCAUCGUAGGAGGUGGCGGAAGAGGUCUACGCAGAGCACCCAAAGAAUAUGGGAUCGGCGAGUGGGUAUGUGUCGGUGACGAGGGCGAUGAGAUUGGUGAGGUUUGGGUCAAGAAGCUGGCCUGA
Molecule: messenger RNA, 3912 nt
Organism: Pyricularia pennisetigena
Lineage: Eukaryota; Fungi; Ascomycota; Sordariomycetes; Magnaporthales; Pyriculariaceae
Exons: 4
Coding region: 1-3912 (1303 amino acids)
Molecular function (GO): oxidoreductase activity; copper ion binding
Source: RefSeq, a predicted model, not a curated record